Sinocyclocheilus anshuiensis is the source of this 684-nucleotide messenger RNA. Its product is annotated as dynein light chain roadblock-type 1. The transcript has 4 exons. Gene Ontology annotation, cellular component: cytoplasmic dynein complex. The record is from RefSeq and is a predicted model, not a curated record. The coding region runs from base 130 to 420 and encodes 96 amino acids. Lineage: Eukaryota; Metazoa; Chordata; Actinopteri; Cypriniformes; Cyprinidae. Gene Ontology annotation, biological process: microtubule-based movement.
CAGUGGCCUGCUUUCCUCCAGUCCAGCAGAUGGCAGUAACGCAGAACCGACCGUUCACAUAAUACAUACUUCUAGUUCCGUAGCUUGCAGCAUCAAUCUAAGCAACGAAAACAGCGGCUUACCUUCACAAUGGCUGAGGUGGAAGAGACGAUCAAAAGGAUUCAGAGUCAGAAAGGAGUACAAGGAAUCAUCAUUGUUAAUGCAGAAGGCAUCCCCAUCAAAAGCACUCUUGACAACUCAAGCACAGUUCAGUAUGCCGGUAAUGUGCACCAGCUGCUCAUGAAAGCUCGGGGAGUGGUGAGGGACAUUGACCCUCAAAAUGAUCUCACCUUUCUCAGAGUUCGAUCAAAGAAGAAUGAGAUCAUGAUUGCCCCAGAUAAGGACUAUUUCCUGAUCGUCAUUCAAAACCCUACAGAGUAGUUCUGAAUUCUUCGUAGUUUAAUUAAUUGCCAAAAGUGUUUCAUUUCAUGUUCUAGGAAAGCUUCCAUCUUAUUAAAAAUAUUCAGUUUAUACUGCUCUUGCUUAUCAUUCCAAUAUUUUGCUCUUUGUGUUGUAAUUUAUUGUUGUCUCAUAUUCUCUCUUUUGCAAAUUCUCCAGCUGUUCAUCAUCUAUCAGUAUCAACAUGACACUAUGACAUACUGUACUUGUUCAUUCUAAAAAAGGACAAUAAAACAAUAAUGCAUU